AUGAGUAAAGGUGACAAGUCUCAAAAUAUUUUCGAUUAUAAGGCUGAAACUCUUGACUAUUGGAAACAAACUAUUGAAACAUUAUAACUAUCAAUGCAAUUCGAUGAAAAAUACAAAUUCAUUGCUCCAACUCUUAUUGAACAUGUAUUGGCCACUCUUCAAUUAAUGAUUCAAGUUAAGGGUCAGUAUAGCGAAGAUAGUUUCAUUAUUGCUCUCUCCAAAUAUGCAGAAUUCUAACAAAAAAAUGUUAAGAAAUUCAUGACUUCAUUUGUCAAUUCAUUUUAGUUGUUACUGAAGGGAAAUCAAGAAAUCUGCUAUUUUACAAUUAUGUUGAGUCCUACUGAAUUAGUCAAAGCAAGUUCUGAUCAAUUCUCGUUUUACCUCAAGUUAAGAAAAUACAUCUAUGCCAACUUUAUUAAUGAAAGAGAAACCAAAGUAAAACCAAUGAACUUUGAUUAAUGGGUUUCUGUUGUCUCUAAAUAAAUGGAUAAUUCUGCCAUCAGUCUUGUUGGAAAUAGAAUUAGAGAAGAAGCUGACGAAAAAUCCAAAGAUAAAAUUCUUAAAAAUAAUGUAAGACCAUUUGACCUACUAAUUUAUUGUUAUGAGUUAUAAUCUUAAAGGCUGUAACAAUAACCAUAAUAAAGGUAAUUAGCCACAUUUUCACCUUCAUAACAAAAAGAUGAAGAAGUGCCUUAAAAAUCAACUGUUUAACCUGUGCAACAAUAACAAUAGCAAAAACAAAAAUAAUAAAAAUAAACUGAUCUCUAGGCCAAAAUGAAAGAAGUAGUCUUAAUACAUGAAAACCUUGCAUCUAAUUAUAAUAAAUUAGCUAAUUUUGCCUAAUAGACUUAAGCCAAACUAUCAAAGGCAUUAAAUCAAAUUAAAUAAGGAUAAUAAUUAGAUGAAACUGAAAUACAAGAUCUACAAAAUAUCUUGAAGUUUAAGGAUUUCUUACAAACUGAUCCAGAAUUAACAUUAAGAAAUAGCGGAGUUUAUGAAUUCUUUUGAUAUUUUAUUCUUGGAUGUAAUUAUAAUAUAUUAAUCAAUUUGUA
Molecule: messenger RNA, 1052 nt
Organism: Paramecium tetraurelia
Lineage: Eukaryota; Ciliophora; Oligohymenophorea; Peniculida; Parameciidae
Exons: 6
Source: RefSeq, a predicted model, not a curated record